Messenger RNA from Neoarius graeffei (lesser salmon catfish), 3831 nucleotides. It is a transcript of the gene cnppd1, whose product is annotated as cyclin Pas1/PHO80 domain containing 1. Gene Ontology annotation, biological process: regulation of cyclin-dependent protein serine/threonine kinase activity. NCBI's taxonomy places the organism in Eukaryota, Metazoa, Chordata, Actinopteri, Siluriformes, Ariidae. Gene Ontology annotation, molecular function: protein kinase binding; cyclin-dependent protein serine/threonine kinase regulator activity. The transcript is spliced from 8 exons. The coding region runs from base 104 to 1276 and encodes 390 amino acids. The record is from RefSeq and is a predicted model, not a curated record. Gene Ontology annotation, cellular component: nucleus; cyclin-dependent protein kinase holoenzyme complex.
GGUGUAGCCGCCGUUGCGGAAGAAUAAGGCGUCUGAGGGCGACGCCUUGAAGCGUGUUUAUCGGGUUUCUUUCUGUUUCAUGUCGGAGAAUUAAAUUGUAAAAAUGGAUUUUGGGGAUUUAUUCGACGAGCGGAUGUUUCCUUUCUCAGAUUUCCAGGAGUUUACGUUCGUCCCGGGACAUCAGAGACUUUCAGAGCGAGUGAGGAAGCGUCUGUACUACGGUCUGGAUCAAGAUGCGUCCCUAGAUGCGCUUUCCUGUCCUGUUACUGAUAUCGCCGUCGAACUUCUCCAGAAAUCAGCCCCAAGCCCGAUACGGAAACUCCGCAAGAAGUACGCAGCCCAUGUAGCCAGAGAAGCGUGCAUCUCCCCCUGUGCGAUGAUGCUGGCCCUGGUUUACAUCGAAAGACUCCGACACAGAAACCCUGAGUACCUGCAGCAGAUCUCGUCCUCUGACCUCUUCCUGAUCUCCAUGAUGGUUGCCAGUAAAUAUCUGUACGAUGAAGGUGAGGAGGAGGAAGUUUUUAAUGACGAAUGGGGCGCCGCUGGAAAGCUGGAUGUCCAGACGGUCAACAUGCUCGAGCUGAACUUCCUCAGUGCCAUCGACUGGCGCCUGUUUGCUGAGCCCAGGGAGUUCUUUAAUGUGCUCAGCCAACUCGAAACCUGCAUUGCGGAGCGGCAGGGUACGAAGCGUGGCUGGUACACGUACACUGACCUGUGUGUGCUGCUGGAGCAGGCCAACUGGAGGAACGCGCUCGCCGCGAUCUACCAACACUUCGCCAAGGUCACAUGUAUGCUCGGUCUCCUGUACCUAACGAGCGUCACCGGUCUCCUCGCCACCUCCGCGGCUCUUCACCAGCUCAACCUCCUGGCCGCCGACCCCGUAAAUCCCGCACUCUUCCAUCCUCGCUGCUGCGUCCUCGCCAACGCCACCCAAAAACCCGAACACGCCCCAGAUCUCCACCAGCACCAUCGCCGCCACCGUCACGGCCCGAGUUCUGCUCCUCCCCUCCAUCCGAACUCCGCCCUCUCCCUGUGGAGCUCCCUCCUCUCCACUCUCGUUCAUUCAGACGCCCAGGCAUCAGAGCUUUACGUGUGCGGCGCUCAGAACAUCACCUCGUUCUCCUGGUUCUCCUCUCCCGAUCUCCUCGCUUCUCCUCAGUCACCUUUUCUCCCGCACACACACCUGAGUCCGCUGGCCGCUUUUCAAAGACACAGCUGUUGCCCUGAAGCCGCAAUGCCUUAUGGGAAGGCGCAGGUUCUCCUCAUACCGACUUAGAGAACGCCAGAUUGUCCGUCUUUCAGUGUUUGUAAUGUGUGUUUUUUUUUGUUUUUUUUUUUUUCCUUCUGGUGGGAUUUUGUAUAUUUAGCACCUUCUAUAAAUAUAAAAAGCACUUUGGUCCAACGGCAAAAGGAUGCCAGGAUGGAGUUGGAGCACAGCUUGAAAAUGUUUGUGUCGAAAACAUUUUAAAACUUGACCAUCAGUUAAACCAAUCCUUGAUUUUAUUUUAUUUUAUUUUUUGUCAUUUUUAAAUUUGGAAUAUGAUCACGUGCUUCGCAUGUAACAUAAAUUAGAAACUUAAGUGAUUUAUUUAUAAACCAGUACAAAUAAUUUCAGAAGUAGUUCACACACUCAAAAAGCACUCGAGUUGCCAGAUUACUUCCAAACCCCCCCUCCCCUCCCUAAUUUGGGUGUAUUUUUAAUGAACAUAAACAAAAUGGCAUCCACAUUUAGUUCAUAAUUAAAAGCGCUGCGAUAUAAACAGUGAAAUAGAUUUUUGAGUCGGUGCACAAGGUAAAGAUUAUUACUUAUUUUUUAAUUGAUUUUGUUCGAACAAAAAAAAAAAAACUAGAAAUCCUUUGAAACGGAGUAGUAUGUGGCAACCGAGUCAGUCGUCUUCAACAAUCAGCCGUACGGUUUGUUUCUGUGCUCAGGUUUCCUCCAAACGUUUUUCCUCAUGCAAGUCUUGGUGUUUGGGGUAUUAUUUAAGAAAAAUUCUAAUGAAGUAAACGAGUAAAGGGUUUUUGCGCUUCGGUAAAGGUUUUGUACGAUUUGUUAAUCUCGUUCCGCUCUUGAGGUGAGGUGAGGAUCGAAACAUCAACAUCGCCCCCUACCUGUGAAAGAGUGUCUUUGCGCGGGCGGGAAUUCUUGACGAUCGUGAAGAAUUCGAAUCGCUUUCGGAGUCUAACGACAAUCCUGGCAUCGUUACAGGUUGUGUGAGCUUUCAUAGUGUGUUCGUUUGGCGCAUUUUAUUUUAUUUUAUUUUUUAACAAUCCACAGUACAGUGGAGACCCCGAUAAGUCAAGAGCACAGACGGGCAAGUAUUAAAUCGAAAGGGAGGGUAUUUUUAUUCAAGCGUAGUUUUCGGUGAAGGAGUUGAACAGAGUGAAGAUGAGUGGGUCAGUGGGUGGAUCCCAAACUUCAGUAACGUCACACGCUCUUCUAGCCUGGAAAUAGCGUGCUAAUCCUAGCAAGUAUUCAGAGAAGUUAAAACGCGAGAUGCGAAACAAGAAUGGCCUCUAGGAUGAGGAUGUUAUGUUUAUAACGCAGCACUGCUGACUUCCUGAUUUUAUUUGGUGAGAAUGUGAUUAAUUUCCUGGAACAGCAGCUCUGAUUAGUAGUUCCCGUUUCUAUCGGAACAGGACUCGGACGGCGGAUACUGCGUGUAAUGUAAAGCUAAUAAUAAUGACGUUUUUUUUUUUUAACAAGGAGAAAUGUAUAAAUGUGAAGUUUUCUGGAAGGAGACAUGAAAGUUUUGGAAGGAGUCUCCAGUGUUUACACUUUUUUUUUUUUUUUUUUGCAGUAAAGUAACAAGCUGAGCUUUUAAGACGAAGGAAAAAAGAGACUGUAAAAGGGAACGAAUCUUUGAUAGCUGCCCGAACACGCACAUCACAAAAUCAUGAAAACGGAUUAAAAGUAAGCCAUGGCGUGUCACUCGUGUUCUUGCUGGCAAAUUGGAACGAAAUCCUUCAGGGCGCUAAAACUAACGCAUUCUCACUUCGCAUGAUGGGAAAACAGAACAUCUUUCAGCCAUAGCAACUUAAAUCUCCUCCAUCAGGAUGUUUUUUUUCAUGGAUUUUAGUUUUUUCCAACAUGUUAGAACAAGUUCUGUUGUGGGAAGGUCGUUAAAUCUAUUUUCGGAGGGGGAAAAAAAAAUCUCGCGCGGCUUUUUUUUUUUUGAUCCAUUAUUCAAGACUGCAUAUCAGUUCUUUUUGUUUUGUUAUACAGCUUAAAGAUGAAUCCAGGGUUUGAUUGAAUACAAGCAAGCAUCAUGUAAAGUGGGUCUUUUAUGUUUAUCACAAACUUUAAAAAAAAAAAAAAGGUCAUGUGCUCAUAAUUCCAAAGAGAUCUUAAAAAGCUGGAAUAUGCGUAGAAUAGAUUUGUCAACUCUUCUUUAUUUCAGGUUUCCUAGCCCCACCCCUAUUCAGAACAGAACAUUUUAGCUCCACCUCUUUUCCUUAAAAGGUAAUCGAGUUGCUAGGAACCGAAACUUCCCAGUAACUACUUGUAGUUGGAUAGAAUUUUGACAAAAGCAUGGCCCAGAGAUCCAUUUUAUAAUCUUGAUUUAAAUAUGCUUUAUGUUGAUCAGGGAUGAGAUUUCCGAGCGAUCCGGGAUGAAAUUGAUCACGCAGUGGAUCUGGGAACGCUGAGAAAUCUAAGAAAGCAAUGUCGGAAGUCUCUGAGCUGGUUUUGGAUGAGAAAUGAACAUUUUCUUACACAGAGGGUCGAGUUAUUGUAUUGGAGAAUAGUUUACCUUGUUUAAAGCUGCAGUAUGUAUUUUUUGCAAUUUAAAAACAUGACCGCAUCAAUCGAAUAAAUACUUUAGAACACCA